GAUUCCACGCCGCCACUCACGACCACGCCGCGCCUCCGCCUGGAACCCUUUAGCCGAGCGGAGCAAGGAAAGAAAUGGGGAAGGGUACGGGCAGCUUCGGCAAGCGCCGGAACAAGACGCACACGCUCUGCAUCCGCUGCGGCCGCCGCAGCUUCCACCUCCAGAAGAGCACCUGCUCCUCCUGCGGCUACCCCGCCGCCCGCAUCCGCAAGUAUAACUGGAGUGUGAAGGCCAUCAGGCGUAAGACAACUGGUACCGGAAGGAUGAGGUACAUGCGACACGUGCCUCGCCGUUUCAAGAGCAACUUCAGAGAAGGGACUGAGGCUGCCCCAAAGAAGGGUGUUGCUGCUGCCAACUAAGUGUGGUCUUGCUGCCAUCAAGAAGCGCUAGAACUUGAGACUUUUUGAUUGAAUUGUACUUCUGAACUAUUUAGCCCAUAAUACUAUGCUUGAAUUAAUUUCAGACGCCCUGGAGAGGUAUAUGUAUCUUUUUGGUGAGAAUGGUUCAGUA
Messenger RNA from Zea mays, 510 nucleotides. RefSeq names its product 60S ribosomal protein L37-like. Gene Ontology annotation, biological process: translation. Gene Ontology annotation, cellular component: ribosome; cytosolic large ribosomal subunit. Bases 75 to 359 code for a protein of 94 amino acids. The transcript has 4 exons. The record is from RefSeq and is marked validated. Gene Ontology annotation, molecular function: structural constituent of ribosome; RNA binding. NCBI's taxonomy places the organism in Eukaryota, Viridiplantae, Streptophyta, Magnoliopsida, Poales, Poaceae.